Messenger RNA from Aspergillus fijiensis CBS 313.89, 1013 nucleotides. RefSeq names its product acetyl xylan esterase. The transcript is spliced from 3 exons. The coding region runs from base 58 to 831 and encodes 257 amino acids. Gene Ontology annotation, cellular component: extracellular region. NCBI's taxonomy places the organism in Eukaryota, Fungi, Ascomycota, Eurotiomycetes, Eurotiales, Aspergillaceae. The record is from RefSeq and is a predicted model, not a curated record. Gene Ontology annotation, molecular function: hydrolase activity.
CGAGCCGGCUCUCUACAGCAGGUCACCAGCUUCGGUAGCAACCCUACCAACGUGGGCAUGUACAUCUACGUGCCGACGAAUCUGGCCACCAAGCCCGGAAUCAUUGUUGCCAUCCAUUACUGCACCGGCACGGCAUCCGCGUACUACAGCGGCUCGCCCUACGCGACGCUGGCCGAGCAAUACGGCUUCAUUGUCAUCUACCCGCAGAGCCCGUACUCGGGCACCUGCUGGGACGUCAGCUCGCCGGCGACGCUCACCCACAACGGCGGGGGCAACAGCAACUCCAUCGCCAACAUGGUCACCUGGACGAUCGCGACGUACAAAGCGGACACCAGCAAGGUGUUUGUGACGGGAACAAGUUCCGGCGCCAUGAUGACGAACGUAAUGGCAGCCACCUACCCCAACCUCUUCGCCGCCGCGACCGUCUACUCCGGCGUGCCCGCCGGCUGCUUCUCCAGCGCCACCCACCAGGUCGACGCGUGGAACAGCACCUGCGCCCUGGGCGAGUCGAUCACCACCCCGGCGCACUGGGCCAGCAUCGCCGAGGCCAUGGACCCCGCGUACGCCGGCGCCCGCCCCCGCAUGCAGAUCUACCACGGCAGCGUCGACACCACCCUCUACCCGCAGAAUUACUAUGAGACCGUCAAGCAGUGGGCCGGCGUCUGGGGGUAUAACUACGAUGCGCCCCAGGCGACGGAGCCGAGCACCCCCGAGGCGAAUUAUGAGACCACGGUGUGGGGACCGGGAUUGCAGGGCAUCUUUGCUACUGGAGUCGGGCACACGGUGCCGAUUCAUGGGGAGAGGGAUAUGGAGUGGUUCGGGUUUGCUUGAGUUUUCUUGGGUUGGGGGUUUAGGUGGUUGGAGGUUCGGUGUAGGUUGGUAAAUGGGACUAUUUGUGCUGCUUGAAGGUGAAGGAGGGUUUGAUGCUUUGAUGAUGGUGUGCUGAUUUGAGCUUUGGAAUGAAAGAGCGAACCUAGGUGUUGUUGGGCUAGCGGUGAAAUGUUCUUGAAUCU